Messenger RNA from Fimicolochytrium jonesii, 3444 nucleotides. Its product is annotated as GNAT acetyltransferase 2-domain-containing protein. The transcript is spliced from 2 exons. Lineage: Eukaryota; Fungi; Chytridiomycota; Chytridiomycetes; Spizellomycetales; Powellomycetaceae. The record is from RefSeq and is a predicted model, not a curated record. Gene Ontology annotation, molecular function: ATP binding; tRNA binding; 18S rRNA cytidine N-acetyltransferase activity. Gene Ontology annotation, cellular component: 90S preribosome; nucleolus. Gene Ontology annotation, biological process: rRNA acetylation involved in maturation of SSU-rRNA. The coding region runs from base 1 to 3444 and encodes 1147 amino acids.
AUGGUCCAAAAUACGCAACGAAAAAAGCUGGACUCCCGCAUUCCGACCCUCAUUCAGAACAAUGUGCAGAAAAACAAGCGUUCCUUCUUUGUCCUUGUGGGAGACCGAGGAAGGGACCAAGUGGUGACGAUGCACUUCUUGUUGGCGAAGGCGAGGGUUGCAGCCCGCCCCGACGUGCUUUGGUGUUACAAGAAGGAGCUUGGGUUCUCCAGCCAUCGGAAAAAGCGUAUAAACCAGAUCAAAAGGCAGAUUGCGCGAGGGAUCAGGGAAGCAGACCAGGAGGAUCCAUUCGAACUCUUCGUUUCGUCAACAUCUAUCCGAUACACCUACUACAAAGAGACGGAGAAGAUUUUGGGAAACACAUACGGGAUGUGCGUCCUGCAGGAUUUUGAGGCGCUGACGCCAAAUCUAUUGGCACGGACGAUCGAGACGGUCGAAGGCGGUGGUAUCGUGGUCAUUUUGUUGAAGACGAUGAACAGCUUGAAGCAGCUGUACAGCAUGACGAUGGAUGUGCAUUCGAGAUAUCGGACGGAGUCGCAUCAGGAUACUGUUGCGAGAUUCAACGAACGUUUCAUUUUGUCGCUGGGAUCUUGCGAAUCUUGCUUGGUGGUCGAUGACGAGUUAAAUGUACUCCCACUCAGCGCUGGGAAGAACGUGAAGCCAUUACCCCGGCUCGAAGAGACUCCCCUCACACCGGCGCAAAAGGAGCUGGCGGACCUGAAAACAUCUCUCAAAGACACGGAGCCUGUGGGAUCUCUCGUGAAUUGCGCGAAAACGCUGGAUCAAGCGAAGGCGUUGUUGACGUUCAUCGAAGCCAUCGCUGACAAAUCCCUGAGAUCGACGGUGUCACUGACGGCUGCUCGUGGACGCGGUAAAUCCGCUGCGCUUGGAAUAGCGAUGGCUGCUGCGGUGGCUUACGGAUACUCGAACAUCUUCAUCACAUCGCCAAGUCCCGAGAACUUGAAGACUCUGUUCGAAUUCAUCUUCAAAGGUUUCGAUGCGCUUGGAUACGAAGAGCAUUUGGACUAUGAUAUUGUUCAGUCGACGAAUCCCGCGUUCCAAAAGGCGGUUGUGAGAGUUAACAUCUUCCGCGACCACCGUCAAACCAUUCAGUGGAUUCAGCCGUCUGACUCGCAUGUCCUCGCACAAGCCGAGCUGGUUGUCAUUGAUGAAGCGGCUGCCAUCCCUCUACCCGUCGUGCAGAACCUCCUUGGACCGUACCUGGUUUUCAUGGCUUCAACAAUCAACGGUUACGAAGGCACUGGCCGUUCUUUGUCUCUGAAGCUGUUGAGCCAGCUACGAGAGCAAAGUCGCGGAGUCACAUCCGCGAAAGGCAAGGAGGAUGCCACUGGUGUCGUGGUUAGCCGUGAUGGAAAGGAACGCAAAUCGGGAGACGCAACCGCGGUCACACCCGCAGUCGUUGGAAAUCGCACGCUCCGUGAAAUCAAAUUGGAGGAGCCGAUCAGAUAUGCCUCUGGCGAUCCUGUCGAAUCAUGGCUGAACAAGCUUCUUUGCCUCGACUGCUGCACUCCCGACCCUUCCAUUAGCCGGUCCAUCUCCGGAUGUCCUCAUCCUUCGAAGUGCGAGUUGUACUACGUCAACCGCGACACACUGUUCAGCUUCCACCCAGUGUCUGAAGCCUUCCUGCAAAAGAUGAUGUCGUUAUACGUCGCCAGUCAUUACAAGAACAGCCCGAAUGACUUGCAACUUCUCAGCGAUGCACCGGCGCAUCAUCUGUUCGUCCUCCUCCCACCGGUCGAUGAGGAACGAACAACGGCCUUACCUGAACCACUUUGCGUGGUCCAGGUGUGCAUGGAAGGAUCGAUUGCCAAGGGCUCUGCACUCUCUGCCCUUGCGAAGGGUGUUCGCGCGCAGGGAGACUUGAUUCCCUGGGUGAUCACACAGCAAUUCCAGGACGACGACUUUGCCACCCUCUCUGGUGCACGUGUUGUGCGUAUCGCCACACAUCCGGAUUACGUCGGAAUGGGUUACGGUGGACGGGCGUUGGAGCUACUCCAAGAUUAUUACAGCGGUCAGAUUGCGUCGCUCAACGAGGAUGAUACUCCUGCGUCUGUGCCUACCGAAUCCAUGACUCGCGUUACCGAUGAGGAGCUGGAAGGAGCGUCCUUGCAAAGCGAUCAGAUCAAGAUCCGUGACGCCGCUACUAUGCCACCACUCCUACUCAAGCUUUCUGAACGUCCACCUAGGGAAAACCUUCACUGGCUCGGUGUUUCGUACGGUAUCACAGCGUCCUUGCACAAGUUUUGGAAACGCAAUGGUUACGUCCCUGUGUACCUUCGACAAACGCCAAAUGAACUUACCGGUGAACAUUCUUGCGUCAUGUUGAAGAAGCUUAACCGUAACUCUGCGCCUGGCGAAGAUUUCACAAUCACACAGUCCGAGUGGCUGAAAUCGUUUACUCUGGAUUUCCGCCGGAGAUUCACGAACCUUUUGGCAUACCAGUUCCGGGCCUUCUCUCCCAUUCUCGUUAUGAGCAUCUUUGAAGCCGCUGGCGCAAUUAAGGAUGCCCCGCCACCAAGCGAAGAACGAGACCUGACGGUAGCGGCCCUGUCAACUGCGUCUGAGAUCAGCCGCCAGUUCACUCCAUAUGAUCUCAAGCGUCUCGAGUCGUACACUCACAACCUUCUCGAUUACCACGUCAUCAUGGAUUUGAUCCCGUCCCUGGCACAAGCAUACUUCCUCGGCCGCCUUCACCGUCACAGUUCAGCGAACGGUUCCACUCAGGAAGCCGGCGGUCCCUCCGCCUCAACGCCAACAUUCGUCAAGCUUUCUCCCGUUCAAGCUGCUCUCCUUGCCGGUCUAGGUCUGCAGAAGAAGACAGUGGAUGACCUCGAAAAGGAGUUGGACCUCCCAUCAACGCAAAUUAUGGCCUUGUUUGGCAAGCUUAUCCGCAAAUGCCACUUGUUCCUGUCUGGUGUGGUGGAAUCGGACGUGACGUACGAAGUAGAAGCUGUUGUCAAACCCGUUUCGAAAGCAGACACUAAGCGCGCCCUCGCAGAUGCUGAAGGCGAGGACGACGACGCCAUGGAUAUCGACGACGGGAAAGCACGUCCCCGCGAUAUAACCGACGAAGCCGCUUGGGAUCCCACCACCGAAUCGCUUUCUGCGGACUUGUCCCAAGGCGAGUCGGAUAUCAAGGCUGCCCUGCGGAAGGAACAGAAACGGGUGCUCGAAACGCUCAACUUGGAGCGCUUCGCUAUUCCGGACGCCACCGCUGACUCGUUGGAGCUGGGUUCCGGGUCGGCUACGAUCGUCAAUGUAAAAGGAAGCGGUUCGUCUUCCAAGAAGCGAAAGCUGAAUACGUCGGCAACGGAGAUUGCUGCCAAGUUCAAGGGAGAUGCGACGAUUGUGGAUCCCAAAGGAUUAAUGGAGAAGAAGAAGGAUCAAGUGAAGAAGGCGAUGAAGAAGGCGGGGGGCAGGUAG